Molecule: messenger RNA, 1195 nt
Organism: Rotaria sp. Silwood1
Lineage: Eukaryota; Metazoa; Rotifera; Eurotatoria; Philodinida; Philodinidae
Source: the annotation of a GenBank genome assembly
GUAAAACUCCAAUAAGUCAUGAUAUUUCAUCAAAAAUUGUUAAUGUUUUAACUGAAACACUUCAACGUAUACAACGUGUUCUUCAACCAAGUUCAAUAUCUGGACGAGAACAUUAUUUAUUUUCAUUACGUCAUAUUAUGGUUGCAAUACAAAGUUUAAGAAAUGUUGAUGUACAAACAAGAAAUCAAACAACAUUUAUAGCACCUUUUCUUAAACAUGAAUUAUAUAGAAUUAUUCAUGAUCAAAUUGUUCGAGAAAUUGAUCAAUAUUGGUUUACUGAUAUAAUAAAUGAAGUUUUUCGAAAUGUAUUUGAUUGGGAUAAAAAUGAAGAAGAUCAUCUUUAUUUUACAUUUCCACUUGAAGGACGAAGUUAUGAACGUCCACUUAGUUCACUUAUAAUUAAAGAAAUAAAAAUUCAAAUUCAACCCGUUGAAUCACUUAGUCAACUUCGUAAAGCAAUUGAUCAAGUUGCAAUGCGAUAUAGAGAAGAAUUUGGUCAUCAUACAUUUUCAUUAUCAGUUUCAGAAAAUAUAGCUUUACAUAUAAUACGUAUGCAUCGAGUUUUAUCUCAUUCAUCUUUGAGUAAUUUAUUUGUUAUUGGUACAAUUGGUUCACAUUUAUCAAAAUUAGUUCGAUUAGCAUUUUAUUUAGCAGAAAUUCAAGAACAUACUAUUGAUUAUUCAACAAAAAGUUUAUUUUAUGAUAGUUUAAGAGGUGUUAUUAGAACAACGGCAGUUGAAGGACGACAUAUUGGAAUUUUACUGACAAAUAAACAUUUACGUGAUUCAGAUAUAGUUGAUACUAUUUCGUCACUAUUGACAAGUUAUGAAUGUCCUCAUCUUUUUAGUAAAGAUGAACUUGAUGGACUUUAUCAGGCAGUCAUAAAUGCAUAUAAAAGAGAUCAAAAUUUGACAACAGUUGUUAUAACUGAUCCACGACGAUAUUUUCUUUCGAGAAUUCGUCAACAUCUUCAUAUUGCUAUUUGUUUACCAGCACAUAGUGAACUUCUUAGUCGUAUAUCGACGGAAUAUCCCGGUUUACUUAAAAAUACUCAAGUAUAUUGGAUAAAAAAUUGGUCACCAUCAGCUCUUUGUGUGGAAGCAUCAUUUUUUCUUGCAUCACAUGAUACUCCUCUGUCAGAUGAUCUUCGUCAACGUUUAUCUCGUUGUUUAUGUGAUAUACAUUAUUAUAUGUU